Pungitius pungitius (ninespine stickleback) is the source of this 1369-nucleotide messenger RNA. It is a transcript of the gene tmem101, whose product is annotated as transmembrane protein 101. The transcript has 4 exons. Bases 47 to 814 code for a protein of 255 amino acids. The record is from RefSeq and is a predicted model, not a curated record. Gene Ontology annotation, biological process: positive regulation of canonical NF-kappaB signal transduction. Lineage: Eukaryota; Metazoa; Chordata; Actinopteri; Perciformes; Gasterosteidae.
CCUUUGGCGAACCGUCGUUGGCGGAUAGGGCUAGGUUGCAGCAGCAAUGGCAGCUCCCAGCAGGAAGCAGACUUUAAGGUUUCUAAGCCAGUUGGGAGCGUUUAUUUUGACCCGUUUCGGUUUUUGGAAUUGCUUUAGCAUGUUGAUGCUGUUUGCUGAACGAGCGGACUCGAAAAGGAAGCCCGACAUCCACGUCCCUUACCUCUACGUGGACAUGGGGGCCGCCGUGCUCUGCGCCAGCUUCAUGUCAUUUGGGGUGAAGAGGAGGUGGUUUGCGAUGGCCGCUGCCGUACAGCUGGCCUUCAGCACCUAUGCGUCGUACGUAGGAGAACAGGUGUACUACGGGGACUGGCUUAAGGUGCGGAUGUAUUCCAGAGCGCUGGCCAUAAUCGGAGGCUUUCUGGUCCUGGCCAGCGGGGCGGGGGAGGUGUACAGACAGAAACCUCGCAGCAGGUCCCUGCAGUCUACAGGACAGGUUUUCCUGGGAGUUUACCUCAUCUGCAUGGUGUACUCCCUCCAGCACAGCAAGGAGGACCAGCAGGCCUAUCUGAACCACAUCGUGGGAGGAGAGAUCACUCUGAUGCUGCUGGAGGUCCUGUUCGGGGUGCUGGCCCUGGCCUUCCUCUCCGGCUACUACGUCCGCCUGGCCGCGCAGAUCCUGGCCACCGUCCUGCCCCCGGUGAUCCUGCUCAUCGACGGCAACCUGGGCUACUGGCACCACACCCGCAAGGUGGAGUUCUGGAACCAGAUGAAGCUGAUCGGACACAACGUGGGCAUCUUCGGCGCCGUGCUGAUCCUGGCCACGGACGGUUGAGCGCGGCGGGGCUCCCACCGGCGAACUUCACGGGGGCCGCGGCGUCCGCGCGGCGACGACACCCGGGCGGCUUUGCGACCGCAGCCACGACUCUGUACUCGAAAGCUGCCGCUGCACGGCGACCUCUCAGGGGUCAAGCGCUCCGGGGCAGAGACUGUUGGAUGUAAGCGGCGUUGAUUGUCUUUGUAAACCAGUUGGUGUGUUUUGCUUUUGCAAGAAGAAAAACACCCGGCUUCCUGUUUUUAUUCAUUCAGAUUCAUGUUUACGUUUUUUCUGUUACGCUUUGUUACAUGACACUAAUAUUACGAGUAUUAGUACUAUGGCUACAGAGAAUAAACCCUAUACUUUAGAAAAGAAGUCUUCAAGGGUAUAAUAUUGUUGCAAGUGAUUCACAAAUAAAGGGAAACUUUAGGCAGGUGCAUUUUGUGCUACUGUGCACUGUGUGCUAGGCUUUAUGCAUUCCUGUCAAUUUCUUUAUUCUGUAAACAAUGGUGAUGUACAGAAGUGAACACAUUCAGUUUGGCAGUGGGCAGCAGAGUACACUAGCUUCUAAAA